Symsagittifera roscoffensis is the source of this 3458-nucleotide messenger RNA. Its product is annotated as RNA 3'-terminal phosphate cyclase-like. The transcript has 4 exons. Bases 2221 to 3336 code for a protein of 371 amino acids. Gene Ontology annotation, biological process: RNA processing. Gene Ontology annotation, cellular component: nucleus. NCBI's taxonomy places the organism in Eukaryota, Metazoa, Xenacoelomorpha, Acoela, Convolutidae. Gene Ontology annotation, molecular function: RNA-3'-phosphate cyclase activity. The record is from RefSeq and is a predicted model, not a curated record.
UGUCAUGAGGGUCGAGUCAAGUGGAAUCCGCAUUUGUGAGACAUCUUGUGAAAUUUUGGUGCAGCGAGUGACGUUUAAAAUGGACAAGUUAUGAAGUGCGAUACUAUCUUGAAUCUAUUUUCUCUUCUUUCCUUAUUGAGCUAUUAUGUUCCUAAGGGUGUGCUGUCCGAAGUAGAUGAGAACAGUUUUAUGAGCAGGUGCUCACUCUACAUUGACGAGAAGAAUGAGUGUGUUCAUUGUCACGUUUUAUUAAGCACUCGUGAACUGUUCUACGAUCAGCUGCAUAGCGAGACUUAUUAUGACGUUUUUUGUCAACCGCAAGUCGACGCUACUUAUGUGAAUGUUGUUACUAUUCACUCAUCAGAUCCAAGCGUAAAAUAUCUCGUCCUUAGCCUUGAAAGUGACCGCAGCAACAUCCACCAGACAAGAGAGGUGCUUUUUUAUAUCAACUACUUCUCAUCGAGCUCAAACCAGAAUGUCGACCACUACUUCGUCGCCAAACUUCAGGUGUCGGGCAGUGACAGGGAACAACUGCCGAAGAUGCGGAUUGCGCUUCCCUUAGGAGACGCGGAUCUUUAUAAGAAAGUGCAGGUUCUGUCUCACAGUCGUUUAGCCUGUGGCGGAUUGAGCUCUUCUAUAGAAAUUCAUUCCAAUGGGAUCGCCGAUACCGUAACUUUCGAACCAAAAGAAGCCAAACUGAACGAUAAUAAAACAUGCAAGUAUCUGCAAAAGUAUCUGCCGUUGGUUCCGGAAAAGAGUCAGAGACAUGAACCGCCCAUCAAGCAAAUCCCACCAGUGAAGCCGCUUGUGAUUCGGGAAAAGGGCCAAAAGCAAAAACCGUCUGAUCAAUCGUUGACUGCCAGGUUAGACGAAGAAACGCCUUCAAUGACUGUGAUUGUCGAUAAAAGUUUAUUCAUAGCGUAUGCUUUUAUUGUCUUAGCUGCAUCAUUGUUAUUAAUCGCGUUCGCUGUCUUGGUUAAGACGGGCAGAGUCGAACGGCGGAACUGGGAGAAAAUGCGGCAGUGUUUUUGUUGGACUGGAAACCGACGCCCCAGCAAUGCCGAGAUCCAGCAGCUACCAUUGAGACAAGUUCAAGAGCCACGACUAAAUGGCGAUGCCAAUGGCAACCAGCAAGUUCCACUCUAUGCUAUUCGGCCAGAUGAUAGAGGGCCUCCACCAGCUUCAAUUGCGUUUGGAGAUUACUUUCAUGGCUCAGAAGUUGGGCCAAAUGCUAGCAAUGUUGAAGCUGGAAACGAACAUGAGCAAAUCUUAGAAGAAGCCGACUCUCUUUGAAAAGGCGGACAAUCCGAUUACUGUGCAAAUCCAUAAGAGUCGGGCACCCUAUAUUCGAAUGCUCUGAAUCAAACCCACAAGGAACUGUGAAAAAAAACGACAAUCAUGGAAAAAACUUAUCUGUUAAGUUUUUUUAAAAGUUUUUCUAGUUCCUUCAGUUUCAGUUUUGGAAGUCAUCUUUGUUACUUCUUGAGGUGCAUGCUGUUUUAAUCUUAUACUUGAUGUCUCGCAAGCUGAGCAAAGCUCAGCUUCGCUUCUUUGAUAAAGUUGAGCUCAACUUUAAAUCGCAGAUGAUGAGUUUAGCAUAAUCUUUCAGGGCUUGCAUAAGUCUCGUAUCUUGAUUCGAAAAUUUCAAAUAUGAUUUCUCCAGUUUCAAAAGGACUAAAAUGUCAUCCUAACAAGUCUGAAUAUUUGGAUAUACAGUUCACGUACAAGUUGAACAGUGUUCUUUGUGAUAGCUGCUACUUCUGCCUUUGAGUAAACUGCCCUAAAAUUUUUGAAGUCAUCAAUCAAAAUAGUAAAUGUUCAAAAAAUGUAAUUCCAUUAUUUUAUACAGCUUAUUUCGUGGUCUUCAUUUGCAAUAUUCUUUGCCAUAUUUUGUAUGAUCGAAAAUUUUCAUAUGAUUACAGAUUUUACAGAUAUAUUUAUCACUGGCUAUAUUUGCUGCAGUAGUUUAGAAAUAAAAUGCUUCUUUGUGAUACCUCAUUUGCGAUCUUUAUAUAUUAAUUUUUCAAAUCUAUAAUUAAUGACAGAAAUCAAAAAAUACAUUUUUUCAAUCAGUUGAGUUUUGUUUCUUCCUUGAGGGCUUAACCAAAGGGAUGAUUUUCGAGUCGUUUAACUGGCGUCUUUUUCUCUUCUGAGCUCAUGAUUUAAGUGAGUAGUUUCCAUUUUGUGAUUCAGAUUUGAUCGGUAUAUGCUGCUUCAACAAUGGCAGCAGGUGAUUCAGUCUCCAGUGAAAUUGAAAUUGACGGGUCCCAAGGCGAGGGUGGUGGUGAAAUUCUGAGAAAUUGCAUAGCGUAUUCCACUGUUUUGAGCGUACCCAUCAAGAUCAAUAACAUCAGAGCAGGGCGGUCUAAACCUGGACUAAGGCCUCAGCACCUGCAAGGCAUUCUGCUGGCUAAAGAGUUAUGCAAAGCGGCUGUUGAGGGCUGUUGUGAAAACUCAACUGACGUUGUGUACAGACCAGGUGUCAUUACUGGAGGACAGUUUGUAGCUGACACGAAGACAGCUGGCAGUGUGACUCUUCUGCUGCAAACUAUUCUGCCCUGUUUGCUCUUUGCCAACAGAGCAUCUUCAGUCACUCUGAAGGGAGGAACUAAUGCCGAAAUGGCUCCGCAAAUUGAUUUUGUAGAACUUGUUUUGAAGCCUGUCUUAGAAAAGUUCGAUGUUUUGUUUGAUCUUGAUGUUGUAAUGCGUGGCUACUUUCCGAAAGGCGGGGGUGAAAUUGUUGUUCGAGCAAACCCCUUGAGAGAAAUUAAUCCGAUUGUUUUGAUUGACAGAGGACAAAUAGUGAGUGUUUAUGGGCGCUGUUUUGUGGCUGGCGUGUUGCCAUUAAAGAUGUGCCAUGAAAUGAAAUCUGUUUUGAUGCGCUUAUUCAACAAAGUAUCCUUAAAUGGCCCUGAUGUGAGUGUUAACUUUGAGUCCGUAAAAGAGACUACAGCUUUUGGCAAUGGAUCUGGAGUGCAGCUGGUGGCCAGGACUUCCACUGGAUGUCUUUUUUCUGGCUCUGCGUUGGGCAGCAGAAACCUGAGUAAUGAACAGGUAGCUGAAAAAGCAUUCCAGGAAUUAAUUGAAUCUGUGAUUACAAACAGUAAUGCAUGUGUUGACAAGUACUUGCAAGAUCAGAUGAUUAUUUUCAUGGCCCUUGCUAAAGGGAAAAGUAGAGUUAGGUGUGGACCACUAACGAGCCACACAGAAACUGCGAUCGCGGUUGCAGAGAAAAUGACAGGUGUAAAGUUCGAAGUGAAUUGUGAAACUGCUAAUGAUUUUAACAUUUCAUGUGAGGGCAUUGGUUUUCAAAAUCCCAAUUUGAGCUCAGCUUGAAAAAUGGCCUUGGGUAAAAGGCUUAAUUAAUGUUCAGUCUAUUUUUUAAAUACUAUAUUUUUGUGGUGCUCAUAAUAUCGGUGUAAUUGUGAUUAGAAUCUGAAAUUUGAAUUGAAAAUUGA